Messenger RNA from Fusarium redolens, 1425 nucleotides. RefSeq lists its product as uncharacterized. Lineage: Eukaryota; Fungi; Ascomycota; Sordariomycetes; Hypocreales; Nectriaceae. The coding region runs from base 1 to 1425 and encodes 474 amino acids. The record is from RefSeq and is a predicted model, not a curated record. The transcript is spliced from 2 exons.
AUGUCGGCUGCCCAGGUUUUGUUCAACACUACCCCAAUCAACACCAUACAAGCAGAACCAAAGCGUAGAGGAAGUUGGGUUCCCACACGAAGAAAGUCAGAAUGUCCUCUUGAAGUCACUAUCGAUCGACACUUUGAGGCCAAGAUCUACACCUCGGGCUCGACCAUCACGGGCUCUGUAUCGUUCUCACCCAGCGCAGAUCUCACCAUCGAUGCAUUCGAGAUAGUCUUCACGGGCUCUGAGACAACACUCGUUCAGAUGUUUCACCAAGGAACAAUGCCUAAGUCAGGACAUAAGUUCCUUCAGCUUCGAAUGCCAAUUCCAGAAAGUGCCCUUCCGCCAGAUGGAGUCCUUCAAGCUGGUCAAUCCUACGAGGUUCCUUUCUCAUUCGUCAUUCCAUACCAACUACCCAGCGCGGCUUGCAAGCAUCAAAACCCGAUUAUUCGGGAACGGCAUCUGCAGUUGCCGCCGACUAUUGGAUCCUGGGAGCACGAUGACAUGGCUGUUCACACUGUUGCUAUCAACUACGGUGUCGAUGCACGGGUGUUGCUUAAGACUGAUAAGGGCAAAUCGAUGGUCCUGGAGAGAACUCAUCCUGUGAAAGUCAUGCCUUUUCUUCCAGAGCAGCCUCCUCUGCAUAUCGUACCUGGAAACCCACGAUUUACUCUGACGCAAGAGAAGUCGAUUCGGAAGGAUAUUCUCUCUUCUAAGCUUGGCUACAUCAGAGCGACUACACGUCAACCGGAUCCUGUCAUUAUCUCAGCCGACAAGUUGCAACCAUCAGAAUGCUCACUCAACAUCGAUCUCGAAUUCUGGCCAACCUCCAAGAAAGCAACGCCGCCUGAGAUGUACGCAAAGUCGGCUAACAUCAAAGCAUCGACAUACUACUCCACAGGGCAUCUAAGCUUUCUACCAGACCAACAUAACUUUCCAAGCGUGAUGCCGAAUCCCAUCUUGAGCUUUGUUCUCGAUGAGAGCGCCACGAUUACCAAGUCUCCCAAGCCUCACUGGGAACAGACAUCAGCUUCAUUCUCAGCACCGAGCUCUCGCCGAGGCUCAGAGAACUCAACUAUGGGCGAUGAACAUCUUCGCACAGCUUCCAGACGAGGUUCGAAGAGCAGUGAUAUCAUCAAGACGGAAGCGCCAAGACAUACAGCCACUUUACCCGUUUCGAUCGCGCUGCCGAGCCCCGAUAACAAGAUCUUGCUUCCAACAUUCUACUCUUGCCUGAUCAGCCGGACGUACAUCUUGGAAAUCGUUUUGGCCUCGCGAGCACAUGGUUCAAGCUUUACGCUGCGACUGCCUCUGCAGAUUGCCGUCGAGGGACAUCACGAGACGGGCAUAAACCACGUGCCAACUUAUGAGCAGGUUCAGGCAGGACAAGACCUUUAUGAUGCGCUGCCGACUUACGAUACUGUUAUCUAA